AUGUUAUCAUAUAGAUUAGAUAAUCCAUCAAAAGGUGAUGCAAAUGUAACCAGAACACCAGAUGGAAACUCAUAUAUAUUCCAAUAUCCAUGCAAAUCAUAUUCAGACUGCACAGACUAUGUUGUUAGUUUCCUCCCAGGAGUAUACAAAUUUGAACUCUAUGGAUCAUCUGGAGGUUCAUAUCCUGGUAUAAUAUCAACAUAUAAAAAUCCUGACGGAAAUUGCAUUGAUGCCCAAAUUGUUCAAGCACACAAUGGAAAUACACAUUGUUUAACCAAUGGCAGCCGAGGUGGCACUGGAGGCUACAUCUCUGGUAUCAUCACCAUUUCUCACCGAUUAACCUCUUAUGUGACGAUAGGAGGUCAAGGAAAUUAUUCAUAUACCCAAAAAUCAUGUGAUUGGGAAUCCGAUUUUUAUCCAGAGAAAAUGAUCAAAGGCGGUUAUGGUGGAGGUGGUUACGCAUCCAAUUGUUAUAUUGAAGAUGGGGUUGGUCGCACAGGGAGUGGCGGUGGUCAUACCGCUGUCAAAUUUCAUAAAAAUGACCUCUGGCAUCGCGUGAUUGUAGCAGGUGCUGGCGGUGGUUCAGACAACUUCCAGUUUGGUCCAUGGAAUGAGGAUGCCGAUGACGGAUCAUCUGGCGCAGGAGGCGGCUUUAUUGCCCAGGGAUAUUGGAAGGCUCAUAAUUACAUCGACGAAAGAUUGGCCAAUUCUACAUUCGGAUUCACCUUUGGAUCAGGAGAAUCUGCUCAAAAAGAUUGGUCCAAAAAUCCAGAUGGUGUUCAAGUAGUAGGUGGAUUGGAUGAUAGGCCAGGUGCCGGCGCUGGAUGGUUUGGAGGCUUCGCGUGCCAUGAUGGUAACUGCGGCGCUGGUGGAGGAAGCUCUUUUGCAUUGACGAGAGAUAACAUUGAAGAAUUAAGUCAGAAAGAAUUUACCGCACAUGACACUUUUUAUAAUAAUCCAAUCACGCAAAAGUAUGGAUUUUCAUCAAAAGAUGGAUAUAAGUUUAGUGAAGUUAAAACAGUUUCUUGUAUCUGGGAAGGCAACGGACGUCUUAUUGUCACUGUCAUAGAUCCAAUUAUUUAUCCAUCAUGUAAUAUAAUUUAUUUUGUUCAAAAUCACAAUUUUCUUUUUAUCUUUUUAUUUUUUGAUCCUAAAUAA
Molecule: messenger RNA, 1158 nt
Organism: Trichomonas vaginalis G3
Lineage: Eukaryota; Parabasalia; Trichomonadida; Trichomonadidae
Product: glycine-rich protein family
Exons: 1
Coding region: 1-1158 (385 amino acids)
Source: RefSeq, a predicted model, not a curated record